Messenger RNA from Arachis duranensis, 3297 nucleotides. Its product is annotated as disease resistance protein RPV1-like. The record is from RefSeq and is a predicted model, not a curated record. Bases 1 to 3297 code for a protein of 1098 amino acids. Lineage: Eukaryota; Viridiplantae; Streptophyta; Magnoliopsida; Fabales; Fabaceae. Gene Ontology annotation, biological process: signal transduction; defense response. Gene Ontology annotation, molecular function: ADP binding. The transcript is spliced from 4 exons.
AUGGCAAUGGCAUCUUUAGCUGCUGAAGCCUCUUCUUUCUCCACUCCUCCUUCACCAAGAUCAUGGACCUAUCACGUGUUCUUGAGUUUCAGGGGUGAAGACACUCGCACAGGCUUCACUGAUCAUUUAUGUGCCUCGCUUGAAAGGAAGGGAAUCACAACAUUCAGUGAUGACAAGGACCUUGAGAGAGGUCAAGUUAUCUCUCUUGAACUCCUCAGAGCAAUUCAAGAGUCUAUGUUUGCCGUCGUUGUUCUCUCGCCAAACUAUGCUUCCUCUGCUUGGUGCUUGGAUGAGCUUCAAAAGAUUGUUGAGUGCAAACACAACCUGGGACUACAGAUUGUGCCAGUCUUCUAUGGUGUUGAGCCCUCUGAUGUGAGGCACCAAAAAGGAACAUUUGCUGAAGCUUUCAGAAAACAUGAACACAGAUUUGGAGAAGGCAGUGAGAAGCUUAGAAGGUGGAGAGAUGCUUUCACACAAAUUGCUAGUUAUUCUGGUUGGGAUUCCAAACAUCAACUUGAGGCAAGAUUUGUGGAAAGCAUUUCUGAACACAUACAUAGAAAGCUAAUUCCGAAAUUGCCAUCUUGCACUAAGAAUCGUGUUGGGAUUGCUUCAAGGUUGGAGGAAGUGAUUAAUCUCAUAGGUAUUGGGUUGAAUGAUGUUCGCUUUGUAGGGAUAUGGGGAAUGGGUGGCAUAGGAAAGACAACUAUAGCGAGAGCAGUAUAUGAAGCCAUCCGAGGUGAAUUCAAAGUUUGUUGCUUCAUGCGAAAUGUUAGAGAGUUGUCUGCAAAAAAUGGUUUUGUUCAGUUGCAAAGAGACCUUCUUGCGUGUCUAAACAUAAGUAGCUAUUUUCAUGACAUAGAAGAUGGAAAAACAACGAUAAAAAGUGCUUUGUGCAAUAAGAAAGUUCUUCUUGUUCUUGACGAUGCAAGUGAGCUAAACCAAUUAGAGAAUUUAGCGGAGAAUCAAGAUUGGUUUGGACAAGGAAGUAGAAUAAUAAUCACAGCCAGAGAUAUGCACUUGCUAGAUAUACAUGGAGUCCAUGGAACUUAUGAAGUUAAAGGGUUAGAUCAAGAAGAAGCUUAUAAUCUGUUUUGUUUGAAAGCCUUUAAACAACUUGAACCUAAAGAAGGAUAUUCUUCUCUGUGUAAAGAAGUAGUGAAAUAUACUAAAGGUCUUCCUUUGGCAGUUGAGGUUUUAGGUUCCUAUCUAUAUAGAAGAAAUGCUGACUUUUGGCAUAGUACCAUUAGAGAAAUAAUGAAUUUUCCACAUUUUGAAGUUCUCAAUGCGUUGAAAAUAAGCUACAAUCAUUUGAUGACAACAGAGAAGAAUAUUUUUCUUGAUAUUGCUUGUUUCUUCAAAGGAAUGAAAAAAGAUGAGGCAAUACAUAUAUUAAGAAUGUGUGAUUUUUAUGUUGGAGUUGGAAGUGAUAUUGGAAGCGGAAUUGUUACAUUGAUUGAUAAAGCUUUGGUAACUUUAGAUCAAAAUAAUAAGUUAGAAAUGCAUGAUUUGCUUCAAGAAAUGGGGAGGCAUAUUGUGUAUGAAGAAUCUCCAAGUAACCCAGGCAAGCGUAGCAGGCUGUGGUCUAAAGAUGACAUUCAUCAAGUGUUGUCAAAUGAUCUGGGAACAGAAGCUAUUCAAAGUAUGGUUCUAAACUUUGGACAUGAUAAAUUUUAUUGGUUCCGGAGUAAGCCAUUCUCAGCACAUUGGAGCAUUGAAGCUUUCUCAAAGACCACACAGUUAAGAUAUCUCAGUUUACCAUACAUGGAACUUCCCCUUGGCCUCAACCACUUCCCUAGUUCAGUAAGAGUUCUGCAUUGGGAUUUUUGUCCUUUGGAAACUCUCCCCUUGUUAAAUCAACAAUAUCAAGCUGUUGAAAUCAAAAUGCAACGUAGCAAUCUUGAACAAGUUUGGCAUGGAAAAAAGUUUUUGGAAAAGCUGAAGUACCUGGAUUUGAGUAGCUCCCGCAACCUAAAGCAGACACCUGAUAUUUCCGGGGUUCCCAUUCUUGAAACACUUGAUCUCCAAGGUUGUGAUAGCCUAACUGAAGUUCACAUAUCCCUCAUACACCACAAGAACCUUGUUCACUUAAAUCUAAGCUACUGCGAAAUGCUUAAAACUCUUCCAGGUAAAUUAGAGAUGAGUUCCUUGAAGGAGUUGAUCAUUGAGCAUUGUCAGAGUUUUGAAAAUCCCCCAGAGUUUGGAGAAUGCAUGAGAAAAUUGUCAAGACUUUCUCUAAGUGGAACUCCUAUAGGGAAGUUACCCUCAUCACUUGGAAAUUUAGUUGGCCUUGAAGAUUUGAACAUAAAGGGUUGUGGAAAACUUGAUUCUGUUCCUGAUACCAUUCAUAGGUUAAAGUCCCUCAAGAACUUGGAUCUUGGCUCUUGUUUUAACCUUCAUGGAUUGCCAUCUUCAAUGUCAAGCCUCCCAUUGCUGAGUAAUCUAAAUUUGAGUGGAUGUUACCAGAGUGAAAUAUCUUUCUCUCAUGAUCUAUUUUGCUACUUGCCUUCAUUGAUGCAUUUGGAUCUAAGUGGUCACUGGUUUGCUAAUAUCCCAAUAAGCAUUCAUGAACUCUCCAAGCUUAGGUCCCUUAAGCUAAAUGGAUGUCGCCGUCUUCAGUUUCUGCCAAAAAUUCCAUCUAGUAUUAGAGAAUUAGAAGCAUAUGGGUGUAGAUCACUGAACAUAUUUGAAUCCAAUGUUUUGUCAACCAUUUUCACUGCCUUUAAAUAUUCUAGUGGCCAGGAUCAAGAAAAUCAAGGUGUGGUCUUGGAAAUGCUAAUCCCAAGUACCGAAAUUCCAUCUUUGUUUGGCCACUUUCCUCUGAAGGAUUACCAUUCAGCAAUAGUCCCAUAUCCAAGUGUUUGCCGUUGGAUUAAAAAUAUAAAGGGUAUUGCAGUAUGUUUCCUGUUUUAUACAAAGUUUUGGGGAUUUGAUAAAUCAGUGAAGUUGAAUUUGUCUGUUAGCAAUGGUAAUAGGUGCAUCAUUCCUUGGAGAACAUAUAGAAUGUGUGAUGGCUAUCACCUUUACAUUCUCUGCUUGACCAAUGAUUACUUCGGGGAAGAAUUUCAACAAGAUAUGGUGUUUAAACUAUUGCUUCGGCCGGAGGUUGAGUAUGGUGAAUAUGAUUCUGAAGAGUUUGAACAUAUUCCUUGUUAUCAAGCCAAAGUAUUGAGCACUGGCUUGGCGUGCAUCAACGAGAUUGAAGAUUUGAACCAAAGUGAGAUUGAAAGGCAAAGAAAUGAAGGACAGAGUCUGUUUGACUUGAACAAAAGCAUUGAGAUAAUGGAUAUAUGUGAGUGA